AUGUUGCCCCUACAGUUCCUCAGCUUGUUUUUAAUAUCUGUUUUCGCCGACUAUGAAGAAAAAAAGAAGAAGAAAGUGAUUAUAUAUGACACGUCAGUGUUUAAAAGAGGAGAUUUGCUUGAGGUCCCCCGAACCCUCUUCACACAUUUUGGAAUCUAUCUGGGGAACAACCGUGUUGCUCACUUCAUCCCUGAUAUCUUGCCGGUAUUUAUUACGGACAAGAAGGCCCUUGAGAAAAUGGUGACUAACAACCGUCUGAUUUUGGGUGUGCUAACAAAACAAGCAAGUAUACGAGUGGACUCAGUGGAGGACUUUGCAUAUGGAGCAGAGAUUCUGGUCAAUAACAUGGAUAAGGUGUGCAGUCGGCCACCGCUCAACGGUGAUGAAGUGGCUAGGCGAGCGGAGAAGCUCUUGGGCUCUGUGAAUUACUACAGUCUGCUGUGGUACAACUGUGAACAUUAUGUCAUGUACUGCAGAUAUGGCACCAGCAUGAGUUUUCAGACCUACCAGUUCUGCAAAGCAGUGCGCAAGAUUGUAUGCAGCAAGACCUGUUCUCUACUAAGCCUACUGCUGUGCUUGUUCAUGAUAUUUUAUUUGGAAGCUCUGCCCAUCUUUGGAAUUUUACCUACGGUUAUCAUCCCCUUCACUAUUUGGAUGGCAUCCUGAAUC
Molecule: messenger RNA, 669 nt
Organism: Xyrauchen texanus (razorback sucker)
Lineage: Eukaryota; Metazoa; Chordata; Actinopteri; Cypriniformes; Catostomidae
Product: lecithin retinol acyltransferase-like
Exons: 2
Coding region: 1-666 (221 amino acids)
Biological process (GO): retinol metabolic process
Molecular function (GO): phosphatidylcholine-retinol O-acyltransferase activity
Source: RefSeq, a predicted model, not a curated record